CCACACACGUGGUCAUUAUUACAGGCAAGGAGAACGACUGGUUUAUGCUCGUUCUUUUAUUGAAAGUAACCUACAAUAGGGAAGUCUAUUAAAGAUGGAGCUUUUAGAGGAAGAAGAAAGAUCUACAAUCUCACAGGUACUCCUUGGAAAGAGAAUGUCGCUUGUCAUAAAGAAAGUUGACAUUAAAGAUUUCAUUAAUAAUAGUCCUGAUGACGAGUUUAUAAUCUCUUAUCCAAUAUCAAUGUGUCACAUUUAUGGUAGCUCUACCAGUAGAUCCGGUCGUAGGAUUAAACCAAACACUUUAUACGAUGAUAUGUACAUGUUCAACUAUCUACCGCUUAACCGAAACUCAAAUAACUCCUCUAUGCAGUGUACUCCUACCAGGGCACUUAAGAAGCUACCGAAAGCCUUGAGCAAAGCGAAAGUCUCCAUUAAGAAGGAGACUCCUCUUAUUAAUAGUCCAUUGAAAGACCCAGGCAGUGUUUUGACCAAUCUCUCGGUUAACAUGUGCAAUGAACCGUUUAAUGAAAGCAGCCUCGAGCAGUCGAUUUUUGAUUCGACUUUUUCUACGCCAGUUUUUUCAAGCGGAAAGAAGAAGACCAGCAAGAAGGAAAAGAAGACUAACAAGACUCCCGCAUCUACUAAGAAAAGGAGAGUCUUGAGAGACUCGUCUCCUGGUGGAUUAUUAGAAGAUAGAGAGAGUGCUUCUGAGUCUAUUGAUCAGGAAUUGUCCACUAGGAAAGGCUACAAAAGGAGAAGAAUUGAUGAUGAAGAUGAGGAUAGUAUUUGCGAUGAUGAAAGCAACUCCAAUGCAUUGGCAAGACUGAGGGAACAGCUCCACCUAACCACACCAGAGUGUACCACCACGACUGUCGUUGUUUAUGCCGACACUAACAACAUUGCUUGUACCAGAUCCAUCGAGGUCGAGAGCUGUCAAGUCUCACCUGCAGCUGUAGCAGUGACAGACGAAGAAGAGACAGCAGAGAAUAUAAAGAAUGACAGUAUCGAGGCUGAGAUAGAUCAGUUACUUGACACUGAUCUUGUUCUUAAUGAGGACGAGCUGCUCUUUUCACACGAAAUUGAUCUUUUAGCUGACACCACCCCAAUAAAGGACACACCCUCUCUCGAUAAUGUUGCAAUGGAAGCGACGACAUUUGGCACUCAAGACGUGUUGGCAGACGCUCUUUCGAUUGGAAUGAAAAGUGAAUCUCUUUCGAGUGACAUAGACCUCCUAAUGAGUUGCUAUGCUGGUAAAGAUGGGAAGGAUUGUACUGUUAGCGUGUUACAAGAGGGGCGUGUGAUGAAACCUGUCACAGAUUCUAAAGGUUUGAAUAGUGAGGACAGUCUCAUCUUUUCUCCUAUGGUCUCUAAUGAUAAAAGAUCAAAAAUGUCAGAGUCUGCCCUCACUGAUUUGUCUAUAGCUACUUCUCCUCCUCCUUCUUCCCUACCUCAGACUCCGCCCUUUACUCCUCUCACUCUUAACCCUCUUCCUUUUUCUUCUUUUCUUGCGAGUGAGCCUGGUAAACCUACUCGAAGGAGACUUACCAGAUCCUCCUCGAGAACAAUUAAAUCUACAGCUUCUUCUCCGAAGACAAAGAGACAAGAUGUCUUGUCCUUUACUUGUCUUCCUCUUUCCGAAAAGACAUCAAAGGAUUCCACGAUCGGCGUUUCUGUUCCUCCCGCGCCUAUUUUGACCACGCCCAAUACCAGAUCGGCUUCCAAGUCUAAGAAAGUGACUUUUGCUUCCGAAAUGACGGAUUCGUCUCCGCUUGGUUUGGUUGAACCGAUUAAACAAUUUGACAAAUGUGUCGGAUAUGGGGCCAUGCCUUCAUUAAUUGCCACGCCCACUAAUGGAGAUAAAGGUGGGGUUACUGAAUUGAGUAGUGAUGACGUUACUAAAAAUAGCAACGAAAAGUGUAAUGAUGUUACUAUUAAUAGCACUGAUCGUGUUACUAAGAAUAGUAGCAAAACGGGUAGUAAUGCUAUUAAUAAUAGCACUGACAUUGUUACUAUUAAUAGCACUAAUGAUGUUACUAAUAAUGGUAUUACUAUUAAUAGCGCUAAUGAUGAUUGCUUUGCUGUUGAUGACGACGACGUGAUAUCGCUAACAGCCGAAGACACUUUUGAACAAAUAUCACCUCCGCCACUGAAAACUGAAAUAAAAGAAAGACCAAAAGGCCGAGUAUGGGAGAGACUUGGCCUUGGAAAGAAACCGGAAAGAGAUAAUGGAGAAAGAAAAGUGGGAGGAGUUUGGGAUCGCCUUGAAGUAAAGGUAGAAAAUCGAGGAAGAGGAAAUGUUACUGACAAGACUAGCACAACUAGUCUUUGGGAUCGGCUCGGAGAUAAAGGUGGAAAUGGUAUUGUUGAGGAAUUUAAAAAGGAGCAAGUGUCGUCCUGGGUUGCCCAGCAACGUCAGGCCACUCCCCCUUCUUAUAUAGUACCUCAUUGCAGUGUUAAUGGCAGUGGGCGUGGUUUUGGUUAUGCCCCUCCCCCAAGAGUUAUACCUUCUGGAGUAAGUCCUGUAAUGUCUAGCAGUCUGGAUCCUAAUAUGUGGUGUAAAUCAAUUAACUCAAUUCACUACACUUCAUUCUGUCCUCAUUUAAAUGGGAUUGAUCGGAAUUCAGUUGCCAAGAGACAUUCUACUCAGCUGUUGAGGUUAUUUCGAUCCAUCAUUGACAGAAAUUUCACUGUAGCAGGAAAAGCUUAUUUGUCACUGAGAGACAAUUUCUCUGUUUCGUUCCAGCCCAGCAUCCUAAAUCCACUACUUAGCAUAUGUAGUGUUCAAACGGGUGGAUCUUUGGUACCAAAACCUUACCUCGUAGCCGAGAAGGUUUUUGAUGAUUUGAGUAUGGGAGGAAAGAGACGUGUUAGUUCAGCUGAUCAUAUCAAUAUACUUAAAACACAAAUUAAUUGUCACAGAUAUUCAAGUUUUAUGCAGUACUACAAGGGCACACUGACUCUCGGUCUUUCGUUUUCUCCGGAGCAUAUGAAAAUGUUGUUAACUGUUCUCAAAGCACUAGGGCCACAUUACACUGACAGUAUUACAAGGUUGUUUGCUGAUGCUACAAAGUGUUUUCAAGGAAAGGACUUGACAAGCUAUAUCGAUGAUCUUUUGAUGUCUCUGGACAGACAGGUCUUAACGAUUAAUGCCACUCAGCUUCUUGGUUGGUUGAAAUGUAAUGCCAAAAUGACCUCCGAGCUCUCGUCUAAGACAAUCUCAUCACUUAUUAGUGUUUUUAUGGAGUGUGGGCAGUCUGUUGGUGCUAUGCACUGCCUUGAGACUUCUCGUAAAAGUAUCCCUAGUUUAGGGGGCGUGGUUGGACAGCUAGCUGUUACCGUAUUGCAUAAUUGGGCGUCUGUGUCUGCCUCCUCCUCUCCUUUGUUCUCUAUUGAAAUGAAGAGGCUGUUGGGGAUCAUAAAGUUGAUGUCGCUGGACCAAUGCUCAUGCUUUUCAAUACAAGACUGGGAAAUGUUGCUAUCAUAUAGUAUUCGAUUUGAUUACAUCACAACGUCACAGUGGCUCUUUGAAACUGCUUGCAAGUUGAAGCAGUUUGUCAGCAAGCAGACCCAGUUCAACUUGGCCUGUUAUUUUCUUAAUCAAAGUUGCGUCGAAUUGACAUCAGACAUCAUCAAAGUCUUCCUCUCUCCUCUCCCUCCUCUGUCCUAUCUCUUUCAACUUUGCGAGAAGCUUAACACUCGUCCUGUUUUCACCGCUGAUCUCUAUUCAAUAAUGAUAGCAUUGCUGCAAGCUAAUCAGAAGCCUCCCUCCAGCUGUUUCCGGUGGCUAUUGACGUAUCACAAUAAAUACGAUAAAUGCUACAAUUUAUUGGCAAACCUUAUCAAACAGGCCUCAUCAAGUAAGAUACAAUUAGAACCAUAUUUUUAUAAAGCAGUUCUGCCUGAGCUGAGAACUUGGGGCAAGGACGGCGAAGCACUUACCUCUGUCUAUAGGAGUUUAAGAAACCUUGAGCCUAGUCCGCCAGACAAAGAAAGAACUGUUGAUGAGCAGAAGUUUGAUGACAAUUGUAACCUGAUCUCCAGUUCAAGUGGCGUCGGUAGCAGUCCGUCUGUCUCCAUAGAAAGCUCUUCUCCUAAUUACCCUCCUCCUCCUGUCAAUGAUGAUGAUAAAUCAAAAGCAACUACAACUAGUGCUAUACUGAAUGACAAAAGCACUACUCCAGUGAAUAAUGCUACUCCUACUGUUAAGAAUGAUGAUACUACUCGUAAUGCGUCCCUCUGUUUACUAAUUAAAGAGAGUGGGUCUCAGGGACAGUUUGGUGCUGUGGCGGCCAUUUUGUCUAAUCUCCCAUUGCAUGGAGUCUAUACCAUUGAAAUACUCCAGUCCACGCUAACUGCUGUACAGAAUGGGCCCCUCAAACCAUUCCAGGCCCUCCAGCAACUUGUAACGGCAUUGAAAAAGGCGAACGAUACUGGAGCAUUGUCUCCUCAUGAUUUGUGGGUUGCCGGUCAGAUUGGAGUGUACCUCCUCUGCCAGUUAUGUCAGUCUGACUCCUGGAAAGAAGCUUUUUAUGUACUCCAUUCCCUCCACUUGUGUGGCGUUCAUUAUGUAGGCGUGUCACCACCGCAUUUAUUGAGUCCAGCCCCUUCGUCUUGCUCUGUGGCUAUUAAUGCUGUUACUUGUUGUUUAAAGGUCAAUAAGCUGUCUGCUGUCAUGCAAGUACUCAACGGCUGUCAGUUUAUUCAUUACGAGAAUGAAGAAGAAGAGAAGCAAAGGAAUGAGUUACUGUUGGAUCUCGCUGAUCAGUUUCUCAAAAAUGGCGACACAAGCGAUUCUUUUACUUGCCUUCUUGAGACUCUACACUCCAUAACGGCUGAGGAUCAUGAGAGACUCGGUAGUCUAACAAUAAAUGCAAUCAGUUCUUGGCUCAAGGAACCAGAUAAGACAGAAUCAGAGCCAGUCAUUAAAGCUAUUGGCUUUCUUUUUAAAGCUAAGCAAUCACUCCCGUGCGAUUUGUUUAGUCGUGUCAUUUCUCGCUUGAUCUCAAAUCAGACUACAGUAGGUGAUGACACAAAGGACUUGAUAUCAUCAGCCAUCCUUGCUGGCUGGUAUCAUUCAACUGAUUCCAAGCCUCAGUCCAUCGUAUUGCCCUGUCUAUUGACAUCACUUGAAAUUAAUCUAAUACUCCAUGAUCACUUGUCAAAAAACACUCUCACUGCUCUGGACUUUGAAGUUAUCUGCCCAUCAACAUUACGUGCUGCAGUAGAGGACUGUUUGAGCUUAGACUUCAAUCCAUCACUGUCCAUAACUAGCCGUACAGCAAGGCCUCCCACCAGUGUUGCACUGCUAGUAUCUUCCUUCUCAUUAUCCAACUGGUACAAAGUUGAGGACAAGAAUAAGAAGAAAUCUUACAAGAAACUGAUUUGUGAACAAGUUGCCAAUGAAUUAAAGCCAUAUUGUAUAGCAAAGAAGUUCAAAAGUGAAGACGAUCACAUUCACUUGGUGAAUGCAUUGUGUCAGCAUUUCUUUAAAUUUGGAAAAGAAAGUAACUGGAGGCUAACCGAUUUCAUUCUCUCUCGCUUGCGAUCAAAAAUACAACUUGUAUUUUCGUCCAUUACUUGCUAUGAUUCCUCUUCUGUAUUGAUUAAUGAUAUCUUAGAGGAUAAAUCUUUCCCAUUAAGCAAUGGAAGCAUGAAAUGAUAUUGAUUGAUGUAAAUUAUUUUCUUGUACAUACACAGUUUGUUAAGAUGUUUUAUAAUCAUUUAUUCCUCCACAUGAUAAUUCUAUACCCUUUUCCAAUUAAAAGUUGAGUUAUGCGAAUGAG
Messenger RNA from Amphimedon queenslandica, 5783 nucleotides. RefSeq lists its product as uncharacterized. Lineage: Eukaryota; Metazoa; Porifera; Demospongiae; Haplosclerida; Niphatidae. Bases 95 to 5659 code for a protein of 1854 amino acids. The transcript has 25 exons. The record is from RefSeq and is a predicted model, not a curated record.